AUGAAGAUGGCACGAUGGACAGCAGCUGAGCAAAGGGAUCAGGCUCGAGGUGAUCCUUCAGGCUCGGGUGUGAGAAGGAUGAAGGUGGUUCUGAUAGGGGACAGUUCGGUUGGAAAGUCUGCUCUGGUCUACCGGUUCAUCAACAACACGCUUCUGGCAGAUCCCAAAGCUACCGUGGGCAUCUCGUUCUUCAAGCAGACCCUGAUGGACCCGCUGAUGAACCAGCAAUAUCCGCUCCAAAUAUGGGAUACGGCCGGACAAGAGAAGUUCCAAUCGGUCACUACGCAUCAUUAUCGGGCGGCCGACGGGGCGCUGCUCGUGUUCGACAUCGCGAAUGAACGUUCUUUCCAAAACUUGGACAAGUGGUUGGCAGAGCUGCGUGAGAAUACCGAUCCCAGUGUGGUAGUUGCGUUGGUCGGCACCAAGGCCGACCUUUCGGCUCAAAGAGCAGUGUCGACAGAGAGAGCACAAGGAUAUGCAAGAGGCAAUGGACUUCUUUACGUGGAGACCUCUGCCUACUGGAACAAAUAUGAGGGUGCAGAGAAGGACUUAGCCGUCGGCGUGGAGCAGAUCUUCCUCAGGCUGGUGCGAGGCAUCAUACAGACACAGAAGGAGUUGGGCCGAAAUCCAGCCCGACUUGACAUGUCUGGCUAUCCGGAGGCAAUCAACCUUGAGGAAGAAGGACGCAGACGAGAUAGCGAGUGCGCAUGCUAG
Messenger RNA from Symbiodinium sp. CCMP2592, 714 nucleotides. The record is from the annotation of a GenBank genome assembly. NCBI's taxonomy places the organism in Eukaryota, Dinophyceae, Suessiales, Symbiodiniaceae.